GUGUGUGUGCGUGUGUGUGAGCACGCUCUGCGCCUGAACUCUACUUUUUUGCGGAACUCUGUAAUUCGCAGCAGAUGACCACUUGGGGGGAUGCAGGCUUUACUGGGGAUGUGAGCUUUUCCUCAGACAGCAUCAGAGCGCACACAAAUUAAUUUGCUUUAUAGGUGAUGCUGCUGAGUGAUGGAGCCGUCUACUUGAUGCGUGCAGCACUUCUCUCUCCACUUUUCACAGCAACAAGUGGAUUAUGGACGGGUCGAUCUCCAGCGUGAGAGAGGAGAGGGGCGACUGCACCUGAACUACACAAAGCGAAUGCCGCAUCAGUCUCUGGCUGUGCUGUGGGAAUGGAUACCAGCAAUUUCCUGGCGGGGAUAUGCUUUUUCCUGCUGGCGCUCAAUGGGUUCAUCUCUUCCUCGCCGGCGACAAGCUUUUGUCCCGACCGCUGUGACUGUCAACACCCGCAGCACCUCAUGUGCAGCAACCGCGGGUUGCGCACUGUGCCCAAAUCCGCCGCGCGGGUGUCCGAGGAGGUGCUGAUCUUCAGCCUCGGGGGUAACUACAUAGGUAACAUCUCUGCUUUCGACUUCACGCGGUACAGUAACCUCAUUAGAUUGAAUUUACAGUACAAUCAAAUACAAAGCAUUCAGCCAAAAGCAUUCGAGAAACUCUCCAAGUUGGAAGAGCUGUACCUGGGACAUAAUCUUUUAUCAAACCUACCCGCUGGGACUUUACAACCCCUGAAGAAAUUAUCUAUUCUCUAUGGAAAUAAUAAUGACAUUAAGAAAAUCACACCGGAGCUCUUUGCCAACUUAGACACUCUUGUUAAAUUGCGUCUCGACGGCAAUUCAAUAGAAGUUCUGCAGGACUCUGUUUUUAAAAGUUUAACCAGUCUACAUUAUCUCCACCUGGAAUCCAACAAACUGCAGCAUAUUCACAGAAACGCUUUCUCUAAACUCACCAACCUGCGCUUUCUAAACUUGGCACACAACAAGUUGUCAGCCGUGCGCAAUGCCCUCACUUUUUCCCAACUCAAAGCUUUGACCACUUUGCUGCUGUCUGAAAAUGAAAUCCAGGACGUCGGAAACCACGUCUUCCAAAAUCUGAAAAAGCUGUCUAAACUGUCCCUCAGCAACAACAGAAUCUCUCGCUUGGACAGUGGGGCUCUGAAGGGGCUGUCGAGCCUCAGAGAGUUUCUGAUUGAAGGCAACGAGCUGGAGGAAAUCCCCGCCGGUCUCCUCGACUCCCUGGAGCGCAUCGAAGAGCUUGACUUCAGUCGCAACCGGAUUUCCCAUGUGGACGCUUUGGCUUUUUCGCGACUUAAACAUUUAAGAGUGCUGAAGCUGAAGAACAACAUGCUCACCAGCCUGUCCGGUGACCUUUUUGCCCUUAACAAUGUGCUUUACGACUUGGAUCUCCAUGGCAACAACUGGACGUGCGACUGUCGUCUGGAAGAACUGAAAAGAUGGAUGACUGCUGCGCAUUCUCAGGGCAGAUUGUUGACUGUUUUUGUGCAGUGUCAUCACCCAGUAACUCUGAGGGGGAAAUAUCUGGACUAUGUGAACAGCUCCCAGCUUCAGCCCCUGGGGAACUGGACCCACUUGUGCAGGAGCCAAGCUGGGCCUGAGGAGAGCCGGGGAGGUGGGGUGUUGGUAAAGGUGGAGGGACAAGAGAUAGGUGCAAUAAGGCAGGAGGUGAAGGGGGAAGAAGGCCAAGUGGAGGAGACAGAAGGUAUAGAUUUGAGACAAGGGGACACGGGUGGGGUGAUAAUCAAGAAAGAGGGAGAGAAAAGUAGGAAAGAGGGACAGGAGGAGGUGGGAAUCCAGGGAGACCAAGGGGGUUCAGUGGUGGCAGCACCCUCUUCUUCACUGGAAAGAAAGAAACCAAAGAAGGAGUCGCUCAGCCCAAGGUCACGACCUGCUGCAGUGGCAGCUGGGAAACGCGCAAAAGGGAGACGUAGGUCAAAUGUUAUCUCCAGAACUGAUGCACCAGCUGUUUCCACACCAAGUCUUACUAGAAUCCAGGACAGAAACACCACUGAUCCAAACACAGGGAUCACCAUCUCCUCUCUGGUCCAAUCAGGGGAAAAAUUUGAUCUUCUGAGGUCAGAUCAGGAGGAGGCGCUUCCUGUAAUCACAGAUCCUUGUGUGUUCAACCGCCACUUCAUCACUAAUGUUUCAGUAGAUCAAGUGACUUCCAGUACAGUCACCGUCUACUGGACCACCAGGGAUCAUCACCGCUACACACCAGGACCUGGGCCCGUCCUAGAUGAAGUCCACUACCGGAUUCUGUUUGACCGGUUUGGCACUCCAGAUCGUUUCCCCCGCUAUGUUUACACUCAUGGUACAGCUCGCUCUGUAACCCUUCGAGAGCUCAACUCCGAUGUGACCUACAUGGUCUGCGUGGAAGGAGUAGUGGGGGGAUCAGUGUGUCAAGUAGCACCCCGUGACCACUGUGCAGGGCUGGUCACUCUGCCUGAGGGGUUCAGCAGUGGAGGUGUGCUGACCUCUGACCUCCAGCUGGUGACGGUGGCCACGCUGGCCGGGAACGCUGUGCUUCUGCUUGUCAUUGGCGGGGUCUGGCUGGGGCGGAGCCUUAAGAGGAGGUUUGAAAGGAGGAAGUCGGCCGUGCACGUGCGACACAUGUAUUCCACCAGGCGACCGUUUCGUCCCACCAUGGCAACCGCCUCGGUGUCCACUGACUUCACCAGCUACCAGAGCAGUCGUCCAGCACGACUUGCACCCCUAGAGGAAGGGGACCUCAUCGAGUUCCCUUGCGACCGCUUUAUGGACAGCAGCAGUGUUCGCAGAAACAGUGACAUGCAGAGAUUCUCUGACUAGAGCCAUAAAAACUACAAAAUGACUGACACUGUACAACAGGAAGAUAUGUGAAUCUUUGGCCUAGUCUUCAGAAUACAGAAAACACAAACUCCCCUCUCUGGACACACUGCAGUGUUACAUUAAAAACCUGGGUGUGUUUGUGGCUAUGAACAAACCGAGUCGAGAACGCCACCAUUUUAUGUUUUGUUUUUGUCAUUUGACCACAAGAAAACGUUGAAAGCGACAAAAUUGCAGCUGAGCUCAUCAGUGCCUUUCCAGACACCAGAGGAAGUCCAAUCCCUCUGACUUCCUCUUCCUGCUUUGCGCCUUUCCUCUUUCAUUUCCUUGCACCUGUGAGUGUUUCUAAAUGUGUGAUUGCAAGUGUGUAAGCAUGAAUGAUUGAUCACUGAUUUCAACUACGGUGCUAAGAUUGAGUUCAUAGACAUCAUAUUGUCUCACAUUUGUACAGUUUGUAAUGAUGGCUGCUGGUUGGCAGGAAUAAUAUCACUUGUUUUGUAUCACAUCUAUUAUGUUUUUAUACUUUUUUUAUAUAAUUUUGCAUUACAUGAAGAAGUAAAAUCCCCAACAAUGUGA
Messenger RNA from Morone saxatilis (striped sea-bass), 3407 nucleotides. It is a transcript of the gene tril, whose product is annotated as TLR4 interactor with leucine-rich repeats. The transcript has a single exon. The record is from RefSeq and is a predicted model, not a curated record. The coding region runs from base 342 to 2834 and encodes 830 amino acids. Gene Ontology annotation, molecular function: protein binding. Lineage: Eukaryota; Metazoa; Chordata; Actinopteri; Moronidae.